Messenger RNA from Fusarium redolens, 576 nucleotides. Its product is annotated as acyl-CoA N-acyltransferase. Gene Ontology annotation, molecular function: acyltransferase activity, transferring groups other than amino-acyl groups. The transcript has a single exon. NCBI's taxonomy places the organism in Eukaryota, Fungi, Ascomycota, Sordariomycetes, Hypocreales, Nectriaceae. The record is from RefSeq and is a predicted model, not a curated record. The coding region runs from base 1 to 576 and encodes 191 amino acids.
AUGGGCUCUUCAGCUGCUAUCAAUUUGCCAACGGGCUUCACCCUACAUCGAAUUACUACUGCUGAGGAACUUGAACGGUGGACUCCUUCUCUCACCCAGCUACUUCAAUCCUGCGUCAACGAUAACCCUUCUGCAUCAUCAAUCGGCUUCCACGCACCUCUCUCCGCCACCAAAGCCACAGAAUUCUGGUCCUCACUAUUACCCCAACUCUUCAGCCUUAAACCCAGAACUACCCUUUUUAUCCUAGCCUGCGACACAACCGCAGUCGGAACGAUUUCGCUCGUGACUCAUCCCAAGGAAACUCAUGCUCACAAAGUCGAGGUUGGCAAGCUACUGGUUUCUGUAGAAGAAAGAGGCCACGGGCUUGGAAGGAAGCUGAUGAACAUGGUGGAGAGGUUUGCAAAGGAGGAAUUGGGUAAGACUAUGGUGAUGUUGGAUACUGCAUCGGAUACUCCGGCAAGGGGGUUUUACCUGAAACUAGGAUAUACGGAAUGGGGCGUUUGUCCACGGUAUGCUGAGAGUGCGGAUGGGCAUUUGCAUGACUGUUCAUUCUUCUACAAGUUUCUCGAUAACUAG